UGUUGGGCAAGCCUAAAGAUUUUUUUCAAAGAAAAUUCUGUUUCCUCUCUAGGAAAUGAAAGCAAACGUAGCCCGUACCUGUUCGUAACAGGAGUUACUUUGGUGGAAUGCGGACUUUGAUCAAAACAAAGAAACAAAUAAUGGUAACUCCAAAAGCUAAGUCUACAUGCCAUGAAAAUAAUGAAAACAGUGAGACCAAAGCACCGGAUGGUGGCUGGGGAUGGGUCGUUGUUGCAGGUGCAACAGUACUGAACUUCCUUAUCGGUGGUGCUGUAAAUACAUUCGGCGUGCUUUAUGUGGCCCUUCUGGACAAGUAUGGACAAAGUGCAGGGGCAACCGCUUGGGUUGGAUCAUUGGCCAAUGCCAUGGGGCUGCUGCUUGGUCCAUUGUCGAGUGCACUGAGUGCCAGAUUCUCUUGUAGAAAGAUGGUGAUUAUGGGUGGAAUUUUUACGUCACUUGGUUGGGUCAGCACAGGCUUCAUGCCGAGAAUAGAGUACAUGUUCAUAUCUUAUGGUCUUAUUGCAGGUAUAGGAAAGUCAUUGUCAUUCACACCGAGUAUUUUGAUAGUUGGGCAAUGGUUCGACAAAAGGCGAUCCUUAGCAAAUGGGUUAUCCGUAGCCGGUGCAGGAUUUGGAACGUUCGCAUUUGCUCCACUUUUAGAAACACUUCUAACUAAAUAUGGAUUCACGUAUACAAUGGUUAUAAUGGGUGGAGUUAUGUUGGUAAUGAGUGCAUGCGGAGUGUUGUUUCGGCCAGUUCCGUCCUCUUGUAAUAUCAUCCGGAGUCCUGGUCCAGUAAAUGGAAGUGCAAUAAAGGAACAGACCAACGCGUGUUUUUCAGAAGACAUUGAUUCAAAUAUCAGAGAUGGAAAUGAAACAAUUGAUAAAGAAGAGGAAAACAAAACAUUAAGAGACUACUUGGAUUAUACCCUAAUGAAAAAUGCUAAAUUCUUUUGUUUUGGAAUUUCACUGAUGUUAGCUACAUUAGGGCACUCGCCGGCUUCUGUUAUGUUACCACCAUUGGCUCAACAACACAAUGUCACAGCAGAGAAAUCAGCGUUCUUACUGUCUAUCACAGGUAUAGCCGAUAUCAUCGGCAGACUUUGUUUCGGCGCUAUCUGUGACAUUAAAGCACUUAAAGACAACAGAAAAUAUCUGUACGUUGCUUCAAUUUUCAUAAGUGGGAUUGCAAAUAUAACUUGUGGUUUUGCAAGUCAAUACUGGCAUUUUGCGACAUAUUCUGUAAUAUUUGGAUUGUUUGCUGGCUCAUACAAUGCUCUUACUCCAGUGAUUUUAGUUGAUCUUCUCAGUGCAGAGAAAUUAUCCAGUUCUUUCGGUCUGUCUCUUCUGUUCCAAGGAGGAGGUUUCUUGCUAGGUCCACCAAUUGCUGGCUGGAUGAGAGAUGGGUUUGGAAAUUAUCAAUCGGCAUUCUUUUUUGCUGGUAUUUCAAUGACUAUUAGCUCCCUUGUCAUUAAUUUUUCAUCAGUGUGUGAAAGACAAAAGCCAAAACCAGCAUCAGCAGAAUGUGAUGAAAAGUUACCAACUCAAGAAAAUGUAAAUAAAAACUGCACAGAUUCCAUGCUGAACGACAAGGAUCCAAGGAUUACCAUUAUUUCUGUUCUAGUAAGCCCUAUUGAUGUCUCAACAAAAGCAAGCCCUAUUGAUGUCUCAACAAUAGCAAGCCCUAUUGACGUUUCAACAAUAGCAAGCCCUAUUGAGGUCUCAACAAAAGCAAGCCCUAUUGAUGUCUCAACAAUAGCAAGCCCUAUUGAGGUCUCAACAAUAGCAAGCCCUAUUGACGUUUCAACAAUAGCAAGCCCUAUUGAUGUCUCAACAAAAGCAAGCCCUAUUGAUGUCUCAACAACAGCAAGCCCUAUUGAAGUUUCAACAAUAGCAAGCCCUACUGAUGUCUUAACAAAUACAGUGACAUCAGAUGCUGACGUUUUUGUUUAUGGAUAUAUCGGGGCAAUAGAAAGAAAUGGACUGCAUAUUUAG
Mercenaria mercenaria is the source of this 1994-nucleotide messenger RNA. Its product is annotated as monocarboxylate transporter 12-like. Gene Ontology annotation, molecular function: monocarboxylic acid transmembrane transporter activity. The transcript is spliced from 6 exons. Bases 108 to 1994 code for a protein of 628 amino acids. NCBI's taxonomy places the organism in Eukaryota, Metazoa, Mollusca, Bivalvia, Venerida, Veneridae. The record is from RefSeq and is a predicted model, not a curated record. Gene Ontology annotation, biological process: monocarboxylic acid transport; transmembrane transport.